This is a messenger RNA of Theobroma cacao (cacao), 1703 nucleotides long. RefSeq names its product protein HEAT INTOLERANT 4-like. Gene Ontology annotation, biological process: regulation of cellular response to heat. The record is from RefSeq and is a predicted model, not a curated record. Lineage: Eukaryota; Viridiplantae; Streptophyta; Magnoliopsida; Malvales; Malvaceae.
UGCGCCCUCCACUUAUAUAAAUACGCCUUUUUCUAGUUUUCCUGUCUCCUUUAUCUCUCUAUAGAUUUUGAAUCCGGAUCCACCGCCAUCACCCAUAAUAACAUACUCCUCUCUCUCUCUCCAUCUCUCUCGAACCUGCUUUGCCGUUGCCUUUGUUUUUCGUUUUUUCAAUAAUAAUUAUAAAAAACAAUGAGGAAGGGAGCUAAGAGAAAAGUCGCCUCUCAGAAACAAGCGGAGAAGGAAGCGAAAGCUUCGUCUUCUUCGCAAGAAAAUCAGAAGGAAAACCAUAAACCUGCUCCCAAAGCUAAGCGUGUUAAGACCUCCAAGCCUGAGCCUGAGCCUGAGUACUUCGAAGACAAGCGAAACUUGGAAGAUUUGUGGAAAGCUGCAUUUCCUGUUGGAACAGAGUGGGAUCAAUUGGACAGUGUUUACCAAGUCAGCUGGAACUUUUCGAAUCUUGAAGAUGCAUUUGAAGAGGGAGGAAAGCUAUAUGGAAAGAAAGUUUAUCUCUUUGGUUGUACUGAGCCUCAACUGGUCCCUUACAAAGGAGAAAACAAAGUCAUUUGUAUACCUGUGGUUGUGGCUGUUGUGUCUCCUUUCCCACCUUCAGAUAAGAUAGGUAUUAACUCAGUGCAGAGAGAAGCUGAAGAGAUUGUUCCCAUGAAACAAAUGAAAAUGGACUGGGUUCCGUAUAUUCCACUUGAGAAUAGAGACAGCCAAGUCGAUAGACUGAAAUCUCAAAUAUUCAUCUUAGGCUGCACUCAAAGAAGGGCUGCUUUGAAACAAAUGAAAAUAGAUCGUCUCAAGAAAUACGAGUAUUGUCUGCCUUAUUUCUAUCAGCCUUUGAAGGAAGACGAGCUUGAACAAAGCACUGAGGUUCAAAUAAUUUUUCCAGCAGAACCAAAGCCGGUUUUCUGUGAAUUUGAUUGGGAGUUGGAUGAACUUGAUGAGUUUACUGAUAAACUGAUCGAGGCUGAUGAAUUAGAUAUAGAUCAAAAGGAUGCCUUUAAGGAGUUUGUCAAGGAGAAAGUUCGAGAGGCAAAGAAAGCUAAUCGGCAGGCAAGAGAAGCUCGCAAGAAAGCCCUGGAAGAAAUGAGUGAGGAAACUAAAGCAGCAUUUGAGAACAUAAGAUUUUACAAGUUCUACCCUGUUCAAACUCCGGAUACUCCUGAUGUAUCAAAUGUUAAGGCUCCAUUCAUAAACAGGUACUACGGGAAGGCCCACGAGGUUCUCUAAUUGAGCUUUCGAGCUUUCAUUCCGGAAGUAGCGUAGUUGAGAGAUGCUCUAAAAGCGUGCUUUGGCUCCCAAGAGUGUCAUAUCAAGCAUUGGUUACUACAUCUCCAGGAAGCUUUGGGAGCAUGCCUCUGGUGCCCCCCAUCACGGCCAGGUGUGUUUUAGGAGAUAGAUUUAAAUUAGAGCUCCAUAACUCUUUAGAUAAACAAAGCAGGUGCUCUUGUUACAAAUAGGCGGAACUUGUAGUAUACUUUAUUGAGGCAUUUCAAAAUUUUUCAAGGAAACUUUAAUCUUGAGGUGCUAAAAAUCCCUAUGCAGUUGCAGCCUGAGUAUGUCUUGAUUUUACUCUUUAUCCCCCCUUUUCCUAUCUUUGAUUCCGACUGAUUGUAAUAGUAGAAUAAAUUAAUAUACAACAAUUCAAUUCUGAGAAAUAUUAAUGAAAAGACUAGCCAAAUCAGUUUCCUAGAUUA